AUGGCCGUGUUGUACUUCUUCCGCGAACCGGAAACGGUUUUCGAUUGUGCCGGAUUCAUUUGCGUGCUGCAGUUCCUCUUGGGAUGCAAUGGGUUCGGCAUACGUGGAUCAAACUUCAGGAUCACUCGGGCCAGCAGGAUCUACUCCAUGUCGGUGGCCAUGGUAGCGUUGAUCUGUCUCUUUGGAUCCCUGAGUGUCCUUUUGGCAGCUGAAGAUGUACGAGAACGUCUGGCAAAGGCCGACAAACUGGUGCUGAGCAUUUCGGUGCUGGAGUUGGUAAUGUCCACCGUGGUCUUUGUGGUCACUGUGAUAUCGCUGCAAGUAUUUGCAAGCCGACACUUGGGAAUCUAUCAAAGAUUGGCUGCCUUGGAUUCCAGGCUAAUGGCCGACUUUGGAGCCAAUCUGAACUAUAGAAAAAUGCUGAGAAAGAACAUAGCGUUGCUGGGCAUAGUGACCAUUAUUUACUUGAUGGCCAUCAACAGUGCCGCCUUCCAAGUGGCCAGCGGUCAUCGAGCACUCUUUCUGCUCUUCGCCCUCUGCUAUGCGAUAGUCACCGGAGGACCCCACUUCACGGGCUAUGUGCACAUGACCCUGGCCGAAAUGCUGGGCAUCCGCUUGCGGUUGCUGCAGCAACUGCUCCAACCGGAAUUCCUCAACCGGCGAUUUCCGCAGCAGCACGUACAGGAGUUACGAAUACGCCAGGUGGUGUCCAUGGUCCAGGAGCUGCACUAUCUCGUCCAGGAGAUCAACAGGGUGUACGCCCUCAGUCUGUGGGCAGCCAUGGCCCACGACUUGGCCAUCAGCACCAGUGAGUUGUACAUCCUGUUUGGUCAGUCCGCGGGCAUUGGCCAGCAAAAUGAGGAGGAGAACAGCAGUAGCUAUCGAAUGCUCGGCUAUGUGGCCCUGUGCAUGAUCCCACCGCUCUACAAGCUCCUAAUAGCUCCAUUCUAUUGCGAUCGAACCAUAUACGAGGCAAGGAGAUGUCUACGCCUCAUCGAGAAGCUGGAUGAAUGGUUCCCACAAAAGCCCACGCUGCGUCCCUUGGUCGAGUCCCUAAUGUCGUGGCGGAUUCAGGCCAAGAUUCGAUUCACCAGUGGCCUAGAUGUUGUCCUCGACCGCAAAGUUAUCGGUUUGUUUACAUCGAUUCUGGUCAAUUACCUGCUUAUCCUCAUCUCAUUCGCCAUGACCCAAAAGAUGGGCGAGCAAAUCGAACAGCAGAAGAUUGCACUGCAGGAAUGGAUUGGAUUUUAA
Drosophila santomea is the source of this 1251-nucleotide messenger RNA. RefSeq names its product putative gustatory receptor 57a (gene Gr57a). Gene Ontology annotation, cellular component: membrane. NCBI's taxonomy places the organism in Eukaryota, Metazoa, Arthropoda, Insecta, Diptera, Drosophilidae. The transcript has 2 exons. The record is from RefSeq and is a predicted model, not a curated record. Gene Ontology annotation, biological process: sensory perception of taste. The coding region runs from base 1 to 1251 and encodes 416 amino acids.